CAUGCCAAAUCCAUUUAUUCCAGAAAGAGACCGCGGGAAACUUGAAGCGCUACAAAAUGCGGUCCUCUGAUCCGAGACCGUCAGACGCAGAGACGACGAUGUGCUCGUGCGUUGGUCCGGUCAAUAUGAAAUUCCUUGGAAGCCAAGAUCAGGAUAAAUCUGCCCAACAGAGCAAGCGGAUUGACCGAAUGCUAAAGAGAGAACAUAGGCACGAUCUGAGGAGACACAAACUUUUACUUCUAGGAACCGGUGAAGCGGGCAAAAGCACAAUCACAAAGCAAAUGAAGAUUAUUCACAUCAACGGUUUUGACAGAGGGGAGAGGAUUGAAAAAGUCAUUGAUAUUAAACGUAACAUAAGAGAUUCUAUAGCGACAAUAUGCGGCGCGAUGCAGAUUAUAGGUAUUCCGCUAGAGCGCAGUGAUAACCAGCCUUGCUACGACUACAUCCUCAGCAAGGACACGCAUCGCCCUGAUUUUGAUUUCCCACAGGAAUUUUUUCUACACACGUCAAAAUUAUGGCAAGAUGGCGGCGUCCAGACGUGUUUCAGAAGAUCCAACGAAUACCAGCUGCUGGACAGCACGCAGUAUUUCAUGGACAGACUCGGUGAAAUAAGAAAACGCACCUAUGUUCCCAGUGAUCAGGACAUUUUACGUUGCCGCGUGAUGACAAAUUCUAUCAAUGAGAUCGAUUUUGAUGUUCUGGAGCACGGGGCCACAAUACCGUUUAGUGUUUUCGACGUGGGAGGACAGAAAGGGGAGAGAAGAAAAUGGAUCCAAGUAUUCUCAGACAGCGUGACUGCCAUUUUGUAUGUUGUGGACGUCUCGAGCUUCGACGUUAAACUGCGAGAAGAUGAAACGAAAAACAGGCUGGUGGACGCGCUUGAAAAUUUUGACCAAGUUUGGAAUAAUCCGUGGUUAAAGAACACGUCAGUGCUAGUCUUCUUCAACAAAAUUGACCAGCUUAAAGAAAAAAUAGACCAGCAGAAAUCGCUGAACACAUUAGUAGAGGAAUUGAAGAACGAGGAAGAAGAAAUGAGAAGACAAGGUUUAGACUCAUCUCCUGCAUUUCAGCAAAAAGAUUACAUUCGUAGGUUGCAAGAUUUUUCUACAUAUGAAUUAAAAGAGCGAGACGCAAAAGAAUUUGUUGAAGCAUUCCCAAAACUAAACACUAUGGACGCUGACCAAACUUGCCCAUACGCAACGGGGAUUGCAAGCAGACGAUCAUCGUCCAACAAUUCAAAAUCUAAUCGGAAUCUGUUGCCCUGUAUUUCUCCGGACUAUAAUGACAAUAUGCGAGAUUCUUCAGUUUACGUCAGUAGGAAGAGGACGAUAAGCGACCCUGGAAAACACCGGCAGAGUUACAAGGAUAUCGCUGCAGAAAUUGGAGAAGAAGUUAUCAGAACCGCAACCUUCAUCAAAACUGUAUUUAUGGAAAUCGCAAGCAGAUCUCGGAAGCCAUCUGGCGGCGCCAACUGGCACGAAAACCACUCGUGUGAUUAUUUCUACACAUGCGCAGUGAACACAGACAAUAUUCAGAAAGUUCUGGAAGGCUGUCGAGGCAUCAUCAUAAAAGAACAUCUACGAAGAUUUAACAUUGGAAUUUAAUCUGUGGUCGAUCUGGGCUUGUGUGACGCCCUCACGUUUAUACCAAUAUUGUGAUGGAACUGCAGGCGUUACAAUUGCGAAUUUUCGCGGGGAUAUUCAUACAUGUAUUAUAACUGAUUCAGACGACAUGCGCUCUGUGUAUGUUAGUGACAAACUGAAUUUCUUUGAGCUAUUUGUGAUACCAUUUAUUGCAGCCUUGUUUUUGAAGUUGUCGCCUGAUGUCAUCGUAGCAUACAUGUACUAGUAUAAG
This is a messenger RNA of Lingula anatina, 1854 nucleotides long. RefSeq names its product guanine nucleotide-binding protein G(s) subunit alpha. The record is from RefSeq and is a predicted model, not a curated record. Gene Ontology annotation, molecular function: G protein-coupled receptor binding; G-protein beta/gamma-subunit complex binding; GTP binding. Gene Ontology annotation, cellular component: cytoplasm; heterotrimeric G-protein complex. Gene Ontology annotation, biological process: adenylate cyclase-activating dopamine receptor signaling pathway. NCBI's taxonomy places the organism in Eukaryota, Metazoa, Brachiopoda, Lingulata, Lingulida, Lingulidae.